GGCCAUUUUUACGACAAUGAACCUCGGAUUGCCUGCCACAGCCUCCCUCGCUUCUGUGCCUGCGAUAAUACACGGUCGAUCCACGUCCCGCUGAGCACCUCAGUCAACCCGCAGCAUCAACAAGCUGCUACUUGAACAUGCCGGUCAAGUGUCUCGUCGAUCUGGCCACGCAGGCUUGUAUCAAGAAUAUUCGACAUCUCGACGGCGUCGGCGACUACCUUCCAUACGAGAAUGUCCGAACCAUUCUGAUGCGGGUCGAGAAUGGCGCGCAGCUACGGCGCAUCGAGGUCAACUCCCCCCAGAUCCAAGGCUUGACGGGAGAGAUCUGGUUGCGGCUCAUCGAGAAGCACUUUCCACUCGAAUUUCGCAAUAAAGCCUACAAGCCGGCCAACCCCGACAAGUGGCACAAGGUUUACGAGAAAUACAAGAAGGAACAUGACGAAGCACGCGAGGAGAGUGAAAGGCAGCUUGCCAGUUCCCUCGCAGGCUUGAGACAGAACAAGGAGCAAAAGACGAGCAGGAUCGUGGACCAAAAGUCUAUGCGCGGCGCCAUAGGGGAACCCACGAGGAGCAGAAGGACACAAGACAGAAGCGGAUCGUCGCUGAGAUUCGGCAGUGGGAGCCGCACUGGUACGAUGUCCGGUGCAAGUGUGAUGAAAAAGGUCCGCAGGGAGGUCAAGGAGGUCGCGCGAAUCCACGGCAACUUGUCCAGGAACAUUGGCGCGCCGAGGCCUUUGAUGAGGAUGGCAAAGGCACCGCAGGCCUUGAUAGAUGAACGUCGGAGAGCUGCGCUGCCCGGUGUCGGCAGGGUCAGCAGCAACCCGGUGAGGAAACCGGCUGAGAAGCCUGUCAAGUCCUCGGCUGUUGCUGAGUUCGAAGAGCGAGCCACAUUGUUGCCUGACUCGGACGAUGAUGACCAGGACGACACCAAAGAAGAUCUAUUUGACGACUCGCCUCGGAAAGGCCGGGCGACGACAAAGACGGCCCAAAGGUCCACGGCGAAACCUUUGGCUCCAUCCAGCUCAAGAGUUUCUGCACCAGCUAGCGGGUCAUCGCAACGCCAGAAUAACAACAGCAGGGGUGAGGCGCGGCCACAUGGCAGAGGACAGACAGAGCCCGAAGGCAUUCCGGCGCAGCUUAACCAGGGGAGUUCGACAACUGGGGCUUCAAGAUCUGCAGACCUUGCCGGCGAGGUCAUGCCACCGAGACCGAUGAAGAGAAAAGCACCGAAUAGCAUAUUCAUGCAAAGAAAGAGAUAGUAUCCAGGCGGCAUCUGUUCCAUGGCAGAAAACUGCCGAUAUUUGUGUUGUCAGGUAAGAACAGUUGGCAUAUGGCGAGGAUUGCUUGCGUAGCGGAUUUGUUCGAGCUUUGGGGCGUUAAUUUUCAUUACUAUGCAACAUAGACCAACAAGGGCAUUGCAGCAUUUGGGUCACCAACAAAUAAUAUCAGCCUUACAUGUCAAGAAGAGCCUAGUCAUGGUAGAAUCGUGGUUGUUGUUGUAGCCCAUUGGCAUUCAUUUUGGUCAUUAUCAUGGUCCCAACGCCGGCAUCAUGUCGUCCUCUCGAAAUACCUAG
Messenger RNA from Emericellopsis atlantica, 1574 nucleotides. RefSeq names its product RNA polymerase II transcription factor SIII subunit A,putative. The record is from RefSeq and is a predicted model, not a curated record. Gene Ontology annotation, biological process: transcription elongation by RNA polymerase II. The coding region runs from base 138 to 1259 and encodes 373 amino acids. The transcript has a single exon. Gene Ontology annotation, cellular component: nucleus; elongin complex. NCBI's taxonomy places the organism in Eukaryota, Fungi, Ascomycota, Sordariomycetes, Hypocreales, Bionectriaceae.